UCAACUGAGUCCGAUAAUAUCUAAAUGAAACACCCUCGGCAAUUUGUCACGUCGUUCGAUGUGGUCGGGGUUUAACUGGACACGUGUGGGUCGCCCUCGUCCUGCCGUCGCGGCAAUUGAAGCAGAGCAGUGGCGCAGCGUUGCGACUUGCGAGCUCUCAAAAGAAGCGCCUUCUCCUGUAUCACCUCCGCCAUCUCUCUCGCUCUCUGCUGAAUUCUCAGCUGCAGCAGUUCGAGCUUUGAUAGCGAUCUGAGAUCCAUAAUUAUGCCACCAAAGAACCAGCAGCUGCAGCAAGAAGAAGCAGAGAUGAAGAAGCAGAAGAAGGGAGCUGCGAACAGGAAGCCCCACUUUUUCAAAGUCCUUCUGGGUGACUUCACCCACCACCUGAGGAUUCCCCCAAAUUUCUUGAAACACAUUUCGGGAGUAAAGUCCAAGAGGGUAAUCCUUCACGGCCCCAGCGGGAGCAAAUGGCACGUAGAACUCGGCCGGUCAACGGAAGACACAUUCCUGACCACAGGCUGGCCCAAGUUCGUCAAAGAUCACUCCCUCAACGAGUACGAAUUCCUCGUCUUCCAGUACGACGGCAACAUGCACUUCACGGUCUUGAUCUUCGACACGAGCGCGUGCGAGAGAGAAGACGUGUUCUCUGUCAAACCGGGGAGGAAGCCCCUUCAAUCUGAAGCGAAGAAGGAGAAGGAGAAGGAUAAAGGUUUGAGCUUACAGAUCAUCAAACACGAAGCACAGGAAUCCAAUCCAAUGGAAGAAGAGAGGCUGAAAGCGCAGCAAGCUGCGAACGCCUUCACCUCGCCGUUCCCUUUCAUCGUUCUCCGCAUGACGCCCACCCACGUCCACAGACCGUACCUGAAUGUCCCAAAUCGGUUUUCACGGGAACAUCUUCCACCGGAGAAAUCGAGCAUGGUCCUUCGUGACCCCAGCGGAAGGUCAUGGACCGUGAACUACAGCCCGAGCUUGAGGUGCCAGAUAGCCAAAGGGUGGACAGCCUUCGUGCGAGCCAACAAACUCGAGGAAGGAGACUUCUGCGCGUUUGAGCUCGUUGGCCCUGUCGAGCUCUGCGUGCAUAUCUUCCGAGUGGUCGAGGAAGCUUAAUGAUGCCUGGUAUCUUGUGAAUGAUUCGUCUGAAACCAUCAGAUUCAAACUAGCCUGCUACUUACUAGUAUUGAGGCUUUUGAACUAUAGCA
Messenger RNA from Zingiber officinale, 1199 nucleotides. RefSeq names its product B3 domain-containing protein Os01g0723500-like. Bases 265 to 1107 code for a protein of 280 amino acids. The transcript has 3 exons. Gene Ontology annotation, molecular function: DNA binding. The record is from RefSeq and is a predicted model, not a curated record. Lineage: Eukaryota; Viridiplantae; Streptophyta; Magnoliopsida; Zingiberales; Zingiberaceae.